AUGGACCUGAUCCCAGAGGGAAAUAAAAAUGGUGGCAGCAUCUGGCAGCUGGACUCAUCGGCUCAUUGUAAACAGCGGUCACAGAGACUAACACUGGCAUCUGUAAUAGCAUCACAGGGGCAAAACCGAACACGAAUCACUGAAUUCCUGCUGCUGGCAUUUGGUAAACGUCAAUACUUCAAUGCGCUCCUUUUUGUUCUGUUUCUGGUAUUCUACCUCAUAUCCUUACUGGGAAAUAUUUUGGUUAUUUCUUUGGUUGUGAUGAAUCAAAGUCUCCAUUGUCCCAUGUACUUUUUUCUCAGCCAGAUGUCCGUGUCGGAAAUUCUAUUCACCAGCAGUAUUGUGCCAAACAUGCUGCAUCUCGUUCUGGCUGGAGGAGGCAAUGUGUCAGUCUCUAGAUGCAUUAUCCAGUUUUGUCUUUUGGGUGUGCCAACUAUUGCCCAAUGCUUUAUCCUAGCUGUGAUGUCCUUUGAUCGAUAUGUCGCCAUUUGUAAUCCUUUCCACUACACACAAAUCAUGACCUUCAAUCUACAGGUUCGUGCUUCCAUUGGUUGUUGGAUGUUGGGAUUUUUAUUGAGUCUUAUUAUCUAUUUUUUUCUCCAUGAGUUAGAAUUCUGUGAUUCCAACAUCAUUGACCAUUACUAUUGUGAUAUUGCUCCAGUGUUAAAACUUUCCUGUUCAGAUACCAGGCCCGUGGAGCUAUUGACAUCCUUGCUUUCUGCUCCUCUUGUUCUUUCUCCAUUACUCUUUAUCAUUGUAACGUACACUUCCAUUCUUCUCACCAUCCUGAAGAUCCCAACCAUCAGCGGGAGACAGAAAGCGUUCUCCACCUGCAGUUCCCACCUGAGCAUUGUGUGUAUGUAUUACGGCACGCUAGCAACAAUUUAUAUAUUUAAACCCAAAGACAGCUCAUUGGAUGUAAAUAAGACUCUGUCUUUGUUAUAUACAUUGGUAACUCCAUUGCUAAAUCCUAUUGUCUAUAGCCUGAGAAAUCAAGAUAUCAGAAAAGCUGCUGAGAAAUCCAUCCAAGUCAGGAGGAAACAGAUAAACAUUUAA
This is a messenger RNA of Pelobates fuscus (common spadefoot toad), 1056 nucleotides long. RefSeq names its product olfactory receptor 5J3-like. The record is from RefSeq and is a predicted model, not a curated record. Gene Ontology annotation, molecular function: olfactory receptor activity; G protein-coupled receptor activity. Gene Ontology annotation, cellular component: membrane. Bases 1 to 1056 code for a protein of 351 amino acids. NCBI's taxonomy places the organism in Eukaryota, Metazoa, Chordata, Amphibia, Anura, Pelobatidae. Gene Ontology annotation, biological process: G protein-coupled receptor signaling pathway. The transcript has 3 exons.